Molecule: messenger RNA, 936 nt
Organism: Microthlaspi erraticum
Lineage: Eukaryota; Viridiplantae; Streptophyta; Magnoliopsida; Brassicales; Brassicaceae
Source: the annotation of a GenBank genome assembly
AUGAAUUCGUCUAAGAUUGUUAUUCCUAACAACCACGGCGAGAAGCUGGUGGGUGUACUACACGAAACCGGGUCAAGAGAAGUUGUGGUCAUGUGUCACGGAUGUCGAUCGAACAAGAACACACCAGUCAUCGAGAAGUUGGCUUCUGCUAUAGAGAAAGAAGGGAUCAGCGCUUUCCGUUUUGAUUUCUCGGGGAAUGGAGAAAGCGACGGCACUUUCAACUACGGUAACUACAAGCAGGAAGCAGAUGGGGAUCUACGUUCUGUCAUCCAAUACUUCCACAACACAAACCGUGUGGUUCCUAUCAUUCUAGGGCACAGCAAAGGAGGCAAUGCGGUCCUCCGCUAUGCUUCCAUGUUUCAUGAUAGUAUCCGCGGUGUAAUCAACCUAUCAGGAUGCUAUGAUCUUGAAAGAUGCCAUCAUCUCGAUGAUCCUGAAUUUGUGGAGAAGCUUAAGCGACAAGGUUUCGUCAAUGUUAAAGUUAAAAACUCGUCGAGGAAGUACCGUAUCACUCAAGAAAGCUUAGAUGAGCGAUUCAGCAUUGACAUGAAUCAAACCUGCCUCAGGAUUAGCAAAGGAUGCAAAGUCUUGACGGUCCAUGGAUCGGAUGACGAUGCGGUACCAGUGGAAGAGGCCAAGGAGUUUGCAAAGAUCAUACCAAACCACAAGCUGGAAAUUUUGCAAGGAGCUGAUCAUAGUUUUAGCCAGCAUCGAAGUCUAUUGGCGUCAACAGUUAUCGAAUUCAUAAAGUCGAUUCACAUUUUGACUUUUUCCUAUUUCCCGGUGUGCUCAGAUCCGAUUCCUCGCCGCGAAAUUCGCCGGUGCACCAUUCUUCUUGGCAUCAUCUUUGAUUCCGAUCGGCUUUCCUGUAACAUGAAUCGGAUGAUCGUAGGUGCUAGUAACGGUGGACUGAUACUUGAACUAUUGAAAGAAUAA